UCACAAAGCUCUUCUCUCUUUUUUGAUCAUCAAGAUGGCGGUACAAUGUACCUGACUCUGCAUAUGAAAGAGCAGUCAUUCCUCUCAAAAUUUUACGCUCCCCCCGUCAGCAAACAGGAUGACUAGUAAAUGUUCGAAGCAUGAUACCUCCGGCUUUAAGGACAACUUUAACUUGCGUGCUGGCCUUCUUCUUAUAUCUGAAGCUGGUGUACUGUCUUUCAUUCUGGCGUCUUCCCUCCUCGUUCACUCUCUGAGACAAGUGUACAAGAACUAUCGUGGCAGGAACAGCACAUCAGGCCCCAGCACUGAGCCUUGGCUACAGCCCAUCUCAAUCUUGUUCUUGUGUGCUAUUUUCCUAGAUGUGAUCUAUGCGGUAUCGAAUAUUCUGUCUAUCAGGUGGGCCCUCUCAGGUGAAGUCAUCGAGGGUUCGUACUGUACGACCCAGGCGGUCUUGAAGCAAAUCGGGGGUAACGGCGUGGCGUGGUUUACCAUGGCCAUUGCAAUAUUGACGUACCUUCAAGUGGUCCAUUGGAGCUGGUUCGGCGAAAGUGGUGCAAAAGUUUUUGCAGCAGGAUCUAUUUGCUUCAUCAUCAUAUUCAUCAUCAUGAUCAUUCUGGUUCCUGCUUCGACUGUUCAUCCAUAUUAUGGUAAAUCCGGGUUGUGGUGCUGGAUCGGUGUUGGUAAGGGUACCAGCCGCCAGAGGUUACGAUAUGCAACCCAAUAUGCCUGGGAAUGGCUAGCGGUGUUGGUUUCCAUUGUCUCGUAUGGUGCGGUAGCAUACAAGUGGCUACGUCAGGCAUCUUCCGGUGCUGACUACGACCUUAAACGAGUCGCGAUUGCCAUGGGAUGGUAUCCAAUUGCUUAUUGUGUCGUUAUUGCCCCUAUAUCUGUGGUUCGUUUCCGCCAGUUCAAUGGGUAUCAUCCAACUGCUGCUGAGCAGAUAUUCCCUGCUGCCCUUCUUGCUUCAUGGGGGGCCAUCAAUGCCAUUCUAUGGUUUUUGACCGGCAGACGUUUCGGAUUCUCGUCCAAGAAAAAGGACGACUACCCUAGCGUUCCCUUUCCGGGUUCGCAGCUUGUUCUCUGACGAAACUGAGAUGACUGCUCAAGCAACUUCUAUUAGAACAGGCAAUGUAGUUUACCAUGACCGAUUUGAAACUGUUCCGAUCUUCCCUUAAACGUGGGGAGAGCCCCCUAGGAGUAGUGAGCAUCGGGGUUAAAUUCAAUCCUCAUAGUUCAAGUUGCCUCCCAGUCCCAGUGGAGACCGCCUCGGACUUUUGCCUGUAUGUUCACGGUCCAUU
Molecule: messenger RNA, 1298 nt
Organism: Cantharellus anzutake
Lineage: Eukaryota; Fungi; Basidiomycota; Agaricomycetes; Cantharellales; Hydnaceae
Exons: 8
Coding region: 119-1084 (321 amino acids)
Biological process (GO): adenylate cyclase-activating G protein-coupled receptor signaling pathway
Cellular component (GO): plasma membrane
Molecular function (GO): G protein-coupled receptor activity
Source: RefSeq, a predicted model, not a curated record